This is a messenger RNA of Felis catus (domestic cat), 2782 nucleotides long. It is a transcript of the gene TOX2, whose product is annotated as TOX high mobility group box family member 2. Gene Ontology annotation, biological process: regulation of transcription by RNA polymerase II. Gene Ontology annotation, cellular component: nucleus. NCBI's taxonomy places the organism in Eukaryota, Metazoa, Chordata, Mammalia, Carnivora, Felidae. The record is from RefSeq and is a predicted model, not a curated record. Gene Ontology annotation, molecular function: chromatin DNA binding. The coding region runs from base 918 to 2447 and encodes 509 amino acids. The transcript is spliced from 15 exons.
UUUCUGACUGACCUUUACUGCUACAAAUAACAUGGCAGUGGGUAACCUUGCACUCACUUCUUCUGCAAGUGUGAAUAUAUUUACAGGAUGCAUUCCUAGAAGUAGAAUCGCUCCAUCGAAGCAGAGCACACUGGUCAUUUUUACAGCUUCUGUCAAAUUGCCCUCCGCAGAGAUUUAUCAGUUUACCUUCUCACCAAUGUUACGAAAGUGCCUGUUUGCCCCAUCUUUGCCAGCAGAAUGUCCUGCCAGCCUUUAGAUCUUUACCAACUGCUUCAUGAAAAACGAGGUGUCCCAGGUGGCUCACUUCGCACUUUUAUUCUGGAGCACAGAGGAGAGGCCAUAUGAGGACAUGGUGAGGUGGCCAUCUGCAAGCCGGGAAGAGAGAUCCCACCAGACACCAACCCUGCCAGCACUGUGAUCUUGAACUUCCAGCCUCCAGAAUUGCCGGUGGGCGCUCCUGUCGCUGUCCCCCUCUCGCCUUCCACUCGGAUCCACAGGCACAAGCCCCGAAAGCACUUCCUUUGUGGAUGGCAGGUCCCAGAACAGGGCCAGCCAGUAGGCCUGGGGAGAGGGUGUGGAUUUCCUGAUGGGCCAGAGAAAGAGGUGUUUGGACCUGUCAGAAGCCUGCACCCAGGGCGCACUGCUGGCCUGCUUGUACCUGCUGCCCAAGGGCUGAGCCCAGAGUGGUUAGUGUCCAGAUGGGAGCGUCGUGGACCAGCGGAGACCGUCACAUAUGCACAGAGUGAAUCCUGCUGUGACAUGAACACUGGCCUCUGAGCCGGUGGGACUUGAUUCAAGUGUCAUCUCUGCCUCCCACUUUCUUGAGGCCUCAGAUUGGAGAGAACAAGAAAGCCGAAAGAGAACAGUGAGGAGCUACUACAAUCCUUCAGGUUUGGAGUGCUCAGGAGUUAACUAACAUGUCCACAGGCAUUCAGCUGCACUUUGAGUGUAUCCUCCGUCCUGACCUUCAUGGGUUUGCUGGGAAAUCCUCUCACAGUCUCACGGGGGCUCCCUUGUAUGUGUUUGAUGGUGACAGUGCCUACGUGGGGAUGAGUGACGGGAACCCAGAGCUGCUAUCGACCAGCCAGACCUACAACAGCCAGAGCGAGAGCAACGAAGACUAUGAGAUCCCCCCGAUAACACCUCCCAACCUCCCUGAGCCAUCCCUCCUGCACCUGGGGGACCACGAAGCUGGCUACCACUCGCUGUGCCACGGCCUCACGCCCAACGGACUCCUCCCUGCCUACUCCUACCAGGCCAUGGACCUCCCAGCCAUCAUGGUGUCCAACAUGCUGGCCCAGGACAGCCACCUGCUCUCAGGCCAGCUGCCCACGAUCCAGGAGAUGGUCCACUCGGAGGUUGCUGCCUACGACUCCGGCCGGCCUGGGCCCCUCCUGGGCCGCCCGGCGAUGCUGGCCAGCCACAUGAGUGCCCUCAGCCAAUCCCAGCUCAUCUCUCAGAUGGGCAUCCGGAGUGGCAUCGCCCACAGCUCCCCGUCGCCCCCAGGGAGCAAGUCAGCGACGCCGUCUCCCUCCAGUUCAACUCAGGAGGAGGAAUCAGAAGCGCAUUACAAGAUGUCCGGAGAGAAGAGACCCUCGGCUGACCCAGGAAAAAAGACCAAGAACCCAAAGAAGAAGAAGAAGAAGGACCCCAACGAGCCUCAGAAGCCUGUGUCAGCCUAUGCGCUCUUCUUCAGAGACACUCAGGCCGCCAUCAAGGGACAGAACCCCAGUGCCACCUUUGGAGAUGUGUCCAAAAUCGUGGCCUCUAUGUGGGACAGCUUGGGAGAGGAGCAGAAGCAGGCCUACAAGAGGAAGACCGAGGCAGCAAAAAAGGAGUAUCUGAAGGCUCUGGCAGCCUACAGGGCCAGCCUCGUAUCCAAGAGCUCCCCAGACCAGGGCGAGACCAAGGGCACUCAGGCAAACCCGCCGGCCAAAAUGCUGCCACCCAAGCAGCCCCUUUAUGCCAUGCCGGGCCUGGCCUCCUUCCUGACGCCAUCGGACCUGCAGGCCUUCCGCAGCGGGGCCUCUCCCGCCAGCCUUGCCCGGACGCUGAGCUCCAAGUCACUGCUGCCUGGCCUCAGCGCGUCCCCGCCACCGCCCCCCUCCUUCCCUCUCAGCCCUCCACUGCACCAGCAGCUGCCGCUGCCGCCCCAUGCCCAGGGUGCCCUCCUCAGUCCGCCUGUUAGCAUGUCUCCAGCCCCCCAGGCUCCUGUCCUGCCCACCCCCAUGGCACUGCAGGUGCAGCUGGCUAUGAGCCCCUCACCUCCAGGGCCACAGGACUUCCCUCACAUCUCCGAGUUCCCCAGUGGGUCCGGAUCCCGCUCGCCCGGCCCGUCCAAUCCCCCAAGCAGCAGCGGAGACUGGGACAGCAGUUACCCCAGCGCGGAGUGUGGCGUCAGCACGUGCAGCCUGCUCCCCAGGGAUAAAUCGCUCUACCUCACCUAAUCCCGCCUCCCCUCUCCUCCCUGAGGCUUGCUGGAGGGGCACUGCUCCGAGCCUGAAGGGCCCACAGCAGAAGGGGAGGCUUGGCAGGAAGCGGGGUGACCAGAAAGAGACGGCAGUGACACACGGACGCCCCGGGGCCUCGUCUCUUCCUCCACCUCACACCAGACUCUGCAGAGGCAGCCCGCCGCCCCGCCGCCAGCCCAAAGAACCUGCAGGAACCUUCUGUCCCCGACCUGCUUGCUCCAGGGUUACCGUGGACCCCGCUCCUCGCCCUGCACGCUGUACUCUGCAUCUGGACGUCUGGCCCCAGCCCAGGCUCGCGUGGGCUGCCCCCG